Spathaspora passalidarum NRRL Y-27907 is the source of this 1585-nucleotide messenger RNA. RefSeq lists its product as uncharacterized. NCBI's taxonomy places the organism in Eukaryota, Fungi, Ascomycota, Pichiomycetes, Serinales, Debaryomycetaceae. The coding region runs from base 47 to 1585 and encodes 512 amino acids. The transcript is spliced from 4 exons. The record is from RefSeq and is a predicted model, not a curated record.
ACUAUUCCACAGGUUUACCGGUAAUAUAUACUUCAGAUAACUCACAAUGUCGCAGGAUUCAGACACCACGCCACUACUAACCACUGAUUCACUCAAUUUAAGUCAUGAAAACCCCUUGAUGGCAACUACAGCUACCAAUGGUAUACAGAAACCACCGGCAAAGAGACCCACCAAGAAUACACCACCCACAUCCAAAUCAACUGGCAAAAUAACAAAUUCAGGUACUAUUGGUUUACAAAGAACAAGUAGAACAUCGCAAAAGCUUAAACUUUUACCAGAGGACCCUACCCUUGACCAUGACAAUAAUAACAAUGACGACAUUGACGACCCACAACAAGCAAGAGUGUAUUCUCAAGUGAAAAAGAUCACCGAUACUUCCGCUAGAAAAGAUGCCGAAAUCUUAGGUAAACUGCAUCGUGAUUUAUUACCAAGAGUCACUGCAUACUGUACUUGUGGUUCCUACAAGAUGAAAGACUUGUUACGCUGGUUAAAGGACAGGAAACGUAUACACAAUACUAGCCCCAAGUUAUUUGACGAGUGUUUAUAUACUCCAUUCACAUAUAAAGAUUGGAGAGGCGAAGAGGAAGAAGCAGGCCAUAAGCUUAUCCGACUUGCAGACGAAGGUGGUGAAAUCGAUAUUGGUAAGAAGAACGAUAUCUUUGUAUUUGAAUAUGGUGUGGUUAUAAUGUGGGGAUACACAACUAAAGAAGAAGCUGCUUUCCUUGAAGACCUAGCAAAGUUUGAAACGGAAAAGUUAUCCCAGGAAGAUAUCCAAAUCGAAGAGUUCAACUAUUAUAUCACCAAGUCAUACCAACCUAGAAUUUACAACGAUUUCAUUACUCUUAGGGAUGACGACAACUACAUGUUGAAAUUAUCUAUAUCCCACGCAUUAGCCCAAUCCGUUAAGAUUUCCCUUUUUGAAGAAUUGGUAGAUAACACCAUCGAAGACACGCAAGACAUCCCGCAACAAAUUGCCCGAACAGGUAAAGUUGAAAUGACAAGAGAUGAAAUCAUGAAAUCUAUUGGGGAGUUAUUCAUUCUUAGAAUUAAUAUAAAUUUACAUGGUUCAGUUUUGGAUUCCCCUGAAUUAAUGUGGGCUGAACCUCAUUUAGAACCUAUUUAUCAAGCCACUAGAGGAUACCUUGAAAUUAACCAGAGAGUUGAUCUUUUAAACCAAAGAUUAGAAGUUAUUUCCGAUUUAUUACAAAUGUUGAAAGAACAAUUGGGUCAUUCUCAUGAAGAGAAUUUGGAAUAUAUCGUCGUGGUAUUGAAUAACCUCGACUACACCUUUAUCCCCGACUUAUCAAAUACAGAAGUAUUGGGCCAAGACUUGAUUAUAAGAGGAAAACUUUUCACUGUACACCCUGGUCCCUCGAGAGUGAGAUUCAUUGCCCAGACUAGAUCACGUGCUGUUUGGAAAAGGUCGGAUUUUCAACAUGGAUUUCCAACAAAGUGUGAUGGUAUCUAUCACGUGAUAAAUACUCGUGACCCCUUCUAUAUAAAUUCUCUGGAUUUGAAUACCGACCAUUCUAGUUCUCAGGAAAGUAUACCCGAUGUACCGGAAAAAGGUGGUAUUCCUAGGUAA